CUGUGCCUGCCACUGGCUUUCUGCACACCCUCACAGCAGUUAUUAAGCUACUCAAACACACCAUCACAUCCACGCCUGCAGCAGUAAACAUAUGGAGUACUACUGCUUCCUCCUGCUCUGGAUUUGCAGCCAGCAUUUAGGGUUCCACGACUGCUUCAAUAUUGACAUAAAGACACCAAGAAUCAUCAAAGGUCCUAAGCAAGCCCAGUUUGGAUACACUGUUCAGCAACAUGUUGCUGCAGGAGGAGAUAAAUGGUUAUUAGUGGGAGCGCCAUAUGAAAACACUGGGAAUUUCCAAACAGGGGAUGUAUAUAAAUGUGCAGUUAACAAACGAACUAAUGGCAACAGUUGCUCGAAGCUCAAUUUAGGAAAGAUAUCUCUGACCAACGUAUCAGAACGAAAGAACAAGAUGAGGCUGGGUAUGACGCUCGUGUCUAACCCCAAAGACAGCAGCUUUGUGGCUUGUGGACCAUUAUGGUCAUAUGAAUGUGGCAGUUCUUACUACAGUACUGGAAUAUGCUCCAAAGUUAAUGCAAGCUUCAAGUUUUCCAGAACGAUUAUCCCUGCCUUUCAGAGAUGUGAAACCUUUAUGGACAUAGUCAUUGUUCUCGAUGGCUCCAACUCCAUCUAUCCCUGGUCUGAAGUGCAGAACUUUCUCAUAAACAUUCUGCAGAAGUUCCAUGUUGGACCAGGUCAAAUACAGGUUGGGGUUGUCCAGUAUGGUGAGAAAGUGGUGCAUGAAUUCAAACUCAGUGACUACAAAUCAGUGGAGGAGGUGGUAAAAAGGGCUCGCAGCAUUGAUCAGCGGGGUGGAGAGGAGACCAACACGGCUCUUGGCAUCAGUACAGCUCGCUCACAAGCUUUCAAGCAAGGAGGUCGACGGGGGGCCAAGAAGGUAAUGAUAGUUAUAACUGACGGAGAGUCACAUGACAACGCAGAUCUCCAACAGGCCAUUGAGGACAGCGAGAAGGAUGGCAUUACUCGUUAUGCCAUUGCUGUGCUCGGCUACUACAACCGCAGAGGAAUUAAUCCUGAAGCCUUCCUAAAUGAAAUCAAAUACAUCGCCAGUGACCCCGAUGACAAACACUUCUUUAAUGUGACAGAUGAGUCAGCUCUGAAUGAUAUUGUCGAUGCUCUUGGGGAGCGAAUAUUUAGCCUUGAAGGAACCAGUAAGAACGGAACGGCGUUUGGCCUCCAGAUGUCUCAGGCAGGUUUUUCCGCACACAACGUGGAGGAUGGGAUUCUGGUGGGUGCAGUUGGUGCUUAUGACUGGAAUGGAGCGGUGUUGAAGGAAACACGACAGGGGAAGGUGAUCCCCCCAAAGUCAUCCUACAUGCAGGAGUUUCCUGAAGAGCUCAAAAACCAUGGUGCAUACUUAGGAUAUACUGUAACAUCCGUGGUGUCAUCCAGAAAUGGUCGCCUGUUAGUAGCAGGAGCUCCACGAUUUAACCACACUGGCAAAGUCAUUGUCUUCACUUUGAAGAAUACGGGGAAUCUCACCAUCCUGCACUCACUCAAGGGCCAUCAGAUCGGCUCCUACUAUGGUAGUGAGAUUGCACCUCUGGAUAUCGAUGGAGAUGGCAUAACUGACAACCUUUUGGUGGCAGCACCAAUGUUUUUUAGUGCAGGCUUGGAGAAAGGGAAGGUCUACAUCUACAGAGUAACUGAACUGAAUCGUUUCAUCCCAGAAGGAGCAUUGGAAAUUCACAAUGGUGGCCAGAACGCUCGCUUUGGGUCCUCCCUCGCUCCUGUCCCUGACCUCAAUGGUGAUGGCUUUAACGACUUGGUGGUGGGAGCGCCGCUGGAGGAUGACCACAAAGGGGCUAUUUAUGUUUUUUUUAGCCAGCAAAACAGAAUACUACGGAAAUAUAAACAGAGAAUAGCAGCCGUAGAUUUGGCUGCAGGCCUGCAGUAUUUUGGCCGCAGUAUUCAUGGCACCAUGGAUAUGAAUGAUGAUGGUUUAGUGGACCUGGCAGUGGGUUCCCUCGGUGCUGCUGUUCUCCUCUGGUCAAAGAGCGUCGUAAGGAUAUAUACUAAUGUCAGGUUUGAACCCAGUAAGGUUAACAUCUUUAUGAAAGACUGUCAGCGUGGAGGCAAAGAUGUGACUUGCAUGUCAGCUAUUGUGUGCUUCAACAUCACUGCCAGGACGGCCGUUCCUCCCACACAGGAAAUUGGGAUCAGGUAUAAUGUCUCCAUUUUGGAGAGACGUUUCAAUCCUCGGGCCAUAUUGGAUCAACCAAACAAGAUGCAACCUCAAAACCUGACGCUCUCUCCUGGUGAAGAGGCCUGUGAAUACAUCUACUUCCAUGUCAUGGAGACCACCGACUAUGCAAGACCUAUAGUGUUUGCUGUGCAAGUGGGAUUACAAGAUCCGGACCAGGGACCUGUUCUUGAUGACAGCUGGCCUGUUGUUGUAAAGACCGAGCUGCCCUUCUGGAAUGGCUGUGAUGAGGAUGACCGCUGCAUGCCUAACCUUUCACUGCAGAGCAAAAAUGACCUGAUGACUCGAAAACAGUUCUGUGCUCGUCCCAUGCAAUCUCGUGGCCUUUUCUGCCGCCAUCAGGGGGGAGCAGAGGCAGAGGGAUCGCUGCGGGUGAUUGAGGGGAACAAGAAAAGGAUGGUGUUAGACGUGAAACUGGAGAACAGAGGAGAAAAUGCCUAUAAUGCUGUCAUCAAUAUCACAUAUUCACCCAAUCUGCGCUUCUCAAGCCUUAUAGUCAAGGACACAUCUGAAAUAAAGAUUGAGUGUAAUGCAGUGGACAGGAAAAGAAAUGAGAAGAUCUGCAAUGUCAGUGCACCAUUCAUGCGAGCAAAAUCACAGGUCUUGUUUCGCCUGGAGUUUGAGUUCAGUCGCACCAUCUUCCUGGAAUACCUCAGAGUUCUCCUGGAGGCAAGCAGUGAUGGUGAAGAAGUGAACAUAUCUGAUAAUUUUGAUGACAUCUAUUACUCACUGAAAUAUGAGGGAGACCUUCUCUUUACCAGGGACUCAGAUCCAACGCGGUAUGAGAUCAAAUCAGAGCUCUCACUGGAGGAGCCUGGAAUUAUUGGCCCUCCAUUUAACUUCACAUUCCAGCUCCAGAACCUUGGAUAUUUCCCAGUUAGAGAUCUGCAGCUGAACAUCGAGAUCCCAGAAAUGACAAAAAACGGGAACCAGCUCCUGCAGAUAUUUAACCUCCAUGUUGAUCAGAGAGAUGGAACAAGCUGUUUACCACCCCAGCAUAUCGCAGAGAGCAGAGCUUCACCUGAGGAUCUCUCCCGCUUCUCCCGCUUGAACCGAUCCAACACACUCACCUUGCCAAUCCAGUGCACAGUUAAUGUCCCCUCCCACAGAGAUGUCUGGGUUCAAAUCACAGGAGCUCUGAGAAUAGACACAUUACAUGCACUAAAGUUUAAAGUCCUGGAACUGAUAACAAGCGCUUCAGUGGAGCUCCCCUCUGCCAGCCCCAUGUUUUUACAUGAAGAAAAGCCUGUCAGACAUAUAAUCCUGGAGAUCAGGAAGGAGGGAGAUUACAGAAUCCCUACCUGGAUAAUUGUUGGCAGCACGCUGGGAGGGCUCUUAUUGUUGGCUCUUCUCAGUCUGGCUCUGUGGAAGUUUCACCAUGCAUAUAUCGUUUUUGUGACCUUGUUUCUUUGCAUGACGUAUCUUCCAUGCAGCUUGGGUUCUUCCACAGACAGAAGCGAAAAGACAAGGAGGAACAGGAGGCCAACGGGAAAGUAGCAGAGGAACGGUAACCCUGGCUGUGUCGUGCAGACACCUUUUCCACAGGGGACGAGACUCUCAGGGACCACCCCACCUCCACUGCUCGCACAGUGGCUGUUACACAGACAGAGCAGCAUCUCUGCUUAUGCAAGGCUUAUUCAGUGCACUGGACCUGUCCCAUGUCACCAGCCUCUGACCCUCGUGUCAGCACUGUCGCACUCACUCAGCAUUCUUGCACUGGUACAAUAUUGGUCCCACUUUUUAUCUCUGUAUUCCACUGCCUGUGGUGUCGUCCCUCCACGGAUCUUGGAGCUGUGGGGAUUUUUAUUCUUCCUGGCCAUAUGUUAAAAUGAAGGAAACCAUCUUUAUGAAUUUGGCUCAACAUAUUUGUUGAUAUUUCCUUUUUGUUUAUAUUUAUUUAAUAUUAAUUAAUCUUUUAGAAGAGUUUGUACCAAAUAAAACACCUCAUGGAUGACUUUCUGCACAACUGAUGAUGCAGCUUUAAAGGUAUUAUAAUAAUACCUUUAAAGUUGCAUCAUCAGUAUUAAUCUGCCUUGUGCUUACUGUAGGUGUCAAAGCUUAUGAAAAAAGGAAAAUAAGAUGCAUGACUUUGAGCUUUCAGAUACUUUUCUCUACUUAUAAAAAGGAUGCUCCUGAAUGUCUUCUUUUAACAGACAAAAGAUAGUUUUUAAACAUUUUUGAUGCACUUUUUUUUACAUCUUAAAAAGUUAACUUGAACUUGUAAAUAACCAAGUGCCUUUAAAAUACCCCUGCAGUACCUUUUUUUGUUUUUUACAUAUUUUAUAUUAAUAUAGCAUUCCUGUUUUAAGUUAAGCAAAAAAAACUCGACUUUAUGCUACAAAAUAAUAACUAAGACGGUUUCAUGCCUUUUAUUGUGCACUGCAUCAGAGCAAAGUAUGCAUGAAAUACUAAAUAACAAGCAAGUGGUUUAAUUAAGAUUAGAGAAAACACAUGUGGGUUGGUGUUUUAUAUUGACACGUUGUGAAAAGAUGUAAUAUGGUCAAAAAUAAAACAUUU
Molecule: messenger RNA, 4738 nt
Organism: Cyprinodon variegatus (sheepshead minnow)
Lineage: Eukaryota; Metazoa; Chordata; Actinopteri; Cyprinodontiformes; Cyprinodontidae
Gene: itga11a
Product: integrin subunit alpha 11
Exons: 30
Coding region: 92-3718 (1208 amino acids)
Biological process (GO): cell-matrix adhesion; integrin-mediated signaling pathway; cell adhesion mediated by integrin
Cellular component (GO): integrin complex; external side of plasma membrane
Molecular function (GO): integrin binding
Source: RefSeq, a predicted model, not a curated record